Molecule: messenger RNA, 1017 nt
Organism: Corythoichthys intestinalis (scribbled pipefish)
Lineage: Eukaryota; Metazoa; Chordata; Actinopteri; Syngnathiformes; Syngnathidae
Gene: tnnc2.2
Product: troponin C2, fast skeletal type, tandem duplicate 2
Exons: 6
Coding region: 89-571 (160 amino acids)
Cellular component (GO): myosin II complex
Molecular function (GO): calcium ion binding
Source: RefSeq, a predicted model, not a curated record
CUCUCUGUUGGGGUGCACGCGGAUUGACCACUCCUUUGGGGCUUUUUUUUUCCUUGGAUUUCUAGGGGGGGAAAGCUAAUCCACAAUCAUGACUGACGCACAGCAAGAGGCCCGCUCCUACCUGAGCGAUGAAAUGCUGGCUGAGUUCAAGGCUGCCUUCGACAUGUUCGACACUGACGGUGGCGGUGACAUCAGCACCAAGGAGUUGGGAACCGUGAUGAGGAUGUUGGGGCAAAACCCAACAAGAGAGGAGUUGGAUGAGAUCAUUGAGGAGGUGGAUGAGGAUGGCAGCGGUACCAUUGACUUUGAGGAGUUCUUGGUCAUGAUGGUGAGGCUGCUCAAGGAGGACCAGGCCGGCAAGAGCGAGGAAGAGUUGGCGGAGUGCUUCCGUGUUUUCGACAAGAAUGCUGAUGGCUACAUCGACAGAGAAGAGUUCUCCCUGAUCAUCCGUAGCACCGGCGAGCCCAUCACAGAGGACGAGAUUGAUGAGCUGUUGAAAGAUGGAGACAAGAACGCCGACGGCAUGCUGGACUUUGACGAAUUCCUCAAGAUGAUGGAGAAUGUGCAGUAAACUACACAUACUCAUGGACAUUCCUCCUCAUCCCUGUAAAUCCCCCCUAUUCAGAAUUCACAUGGCUCACCUAUGAUUCAUUCACUCUCCAUCCUCACUCACCCUGAACAGAAAGAUUACACACCCUGAAACUUGGGGGAGUCUGUAUUGAUUGGGUGACUUUUUAGUUCAUGCAGACAGCUAACGGAUGCUGUUUUAAGAAGUCUGCGGCUGACCCAGAUCCAGUACGACCCCCCCUUGCCCAACUUAUUUUCUUCAAGCUCUACUCUAGAUGUAGUCUAGAUAGAACAACAACAUAUCACUUAGACCAAUUCAAUCAACGCCACUUCACUGUACAAAGAAGUUACCGGCUAGAGUAGAAAAAAGAAUAAACUAACAACAUGCUCACUUGUAGUCUGUCAUAUUAACAGUCUGUAAAAUGUUGCUUGAGGAAUAUCAUUAAAAUA